This is a messenger RNA of Gopherus flavomarginatus (Mexican gopher tortoise), 3170 nucleotides long. It is a transcript of the gene ARHGAP28, whose product is annotated as Rho GTPase activating protein 28. Gene Ontology annotation, molecular function: GTPase activator activity. Gene Ontology annotation, cellular component: cytoplasm. Gene Ontology annotation, biological process: regulation of small GTPase mediated signal transduction; regulation of actin filament polymerization; negative regulation of stress fiber assembly. The transcript has 15 exons. The coding region runs from base 423 to 2261 and encodes 612 amino acids. Lineage: Eukaryota; Metazoa; Chordata; Testudines; Testudinidae. The record is from RefSeq and is a predicted model, not a curated record.
UCACAGAGCUACUAGCAACAGAUUGUGCUUUUAUUUCUCCUCUUAGGAAAUGGAUGAAAGAUUUAAGUUCUGACACAAACAGGAAAACACACUCUGAGCAUUUAUCCUGAAGGGAUCAACUCUUUAAAUAGCUACUGAGUAGUGUGACUCUGUUUCUCACAAGGGCCAGAAACUCCACUGCUCUUUGUUUCUCUAGUCCUUGUAUGACUAGAGGCAUAAAGCUUUAUCCUAUCACAGUGUGUUCAGAUAGCUUUCAGAGUAUGCAUGUUUGUGACUGUAGUCUGGGAAAGGAUUUACUGCAACUGGAGGCAUGAAGAAAGUUGGAUUCAAAUAUAUUUUGCUCUGUUCCUUUAAGGAUAUCAUCAGUGAGACUUUAUUUGGCUCCAAGAAAAUCCCUCCCUCAGUGCCGAAGAAUUAACAGGAUGCUUUCCAAUGAGUCCUUACGUCCUCCCAUGUUCAGCCGUUCAAAUUCCCAGGCCUCCGUGGAUAGCACCUCAAUGGAGGAUUUCUGGUGUGAAGUGGAAAGUAUCAAAGAAAACAGUGAACAAGGACAAGAAGAACAAACACUAUUAGAAGUCAAACCAGCUGAUGAGGGAGAACUUGAAGCUGAAUGGCUGCAAGAUGUGGGCCUAUCUACGUUGAUUUCGGGGGCUGAAGAAGAGGAUGGGCAAGCCCUGCUGUCCACACUGACCCGCACACAAGCUGCUGCAGUACAAAGAAGGUACAACACCUACACUCAGACUAUGAGGAAGAAGAACAAACACACUGUCAGGGAUGUGCGAGACAUCUUUGGAGUUAAUGACUCUUCUCCCACGUUUGAGACAGUGCCAGGGUCACCAGUUCCUUCUAAUGGUAUCCAGCUUCCAGGGCAGAAGCCAGUUUGGAAAUCAGUGAGUUCUAAUAGCUGUCUAGACUGUGGACUAGAUAAAGACAGCCCAUCAGUAACAGAAGAGCUAUCCUAUGAGGUUUCUUUCUCAGAAUCCAUCACAGUGGUCCCAAAAAACAGAGAACGGCAUAACAACCAGAGAUUCAAAAAGGAUGAUUCUGCUUUGCCUAAAUUUAUUGUUCGAAAAAGCCAAUUUGGCCUGACAGAGGUUGGAGACCUAUCUCUUGAAGACAUGAAGAAAAUUCGCAAUCUCUCUCUGAUUGAAUUAACAGCCUUCUAUGAUGCUUUGGGAAUAGAACUAAAGAGAAACCGAACAGAAAGAAUCAAAGGACGAGAAAAUGGCCUUUUUGGAGUCCCUCUCGCAAUAUUGUUGGAAAACGAUCAAAAGAAGGUUCCCGGAAUAAAAGUUCCUCUCAUCUUUCAAAAACUGUUGCUCAAGCUUGAGGAAACGGGUUUAGAAACGGAAGGAAUUCUUCGAGUUCCUGGAUCUGCCUCAAGAGUUAAGAAUCUCCGUCAAGAAAUUGAAAUAAAAUUUAAUGAAGACACAUUUGACUGGGACCAAGUACGAAACAAUGAUGCAGCAGGACUGUUGAAGAUGUUUAUAAGAGAACUCCCAAGUCCCCUUUUCACUGUAGAAUAUCUGCCUGCCUUCAUCACACUAGUGGAAAAAGUCUCCAAGGUCAAGUUACAGUUACAAGCUUUGCAUCUGUUGAUCAUGUUGUUACCUGAUGCCAACAGGGAUACAGCCAAGGCCUUUCUGCAGUUCCUGAAGAAGAUAGUUGCUAAUGAAGGGAAAAACAAAAUGAACUUAUGGAAUGUUUCCAUGAUUGUUGCACCAAACGUCUUCAUCUACAAAGGCAAACAUGCAAACCAAGAAGAGAUGCAAGCAGCAGCCACUACAGCACACAUAGUGAGACUUUUAAUUAAGUACCAGGACAUCCUGUGGACAGUCCCGUCCUUCCUGAUUUCUCAAGUGCGAAAGAUGAAUGAGGCUACAAUAAACAACACCAAGAGACAGAUGAUGUUUGACAAGGGUGUGAGAAGAUUGCUGAGGAGAAAGACCAUGGAACGAGAGAGACCUGAAAGAUCAGAGACUCACAUACCCGAGGGGGUGAUAAGAGUUUAUGCUCCACUGCAUUCAAAAGUUUCUAUGGCAAUUCAACUGAACAGUCAAACAAAAGUCAGAGACAUCCUGGCUCGAUUUCACUGUGAAAACAGCCAUGCAUCGUCAAAGAACACGGAAGUCCAGAGCCAACGUUUAUAUGAAAUUGGAGGAAACAUAGGACUGCAUUGUUUGGACCCAGAUGCAUACAUGUUAGAUGUUUAUCGUGCAAAUCCUCAAGCAGAAUGGGUGAUAAAACCAAAAUCAAGUUGAAGCUUACAAAGAUAUCACACCUCAGUGAUUUGGAAAAAAGCCAAAAAGAUGGCAAUGAUGCCUUCCAGCUCAAGAAGACCUGGCCACAGAUGAAACCAAAGCAUUUGUUAUUUUAUAUAUAUUCCUCCCAAUGUACUUUACUAUUGAGCCUUUCCAUAUACCGAAUAGGUCAUGAGAGCUGUUACCCCAAUUUAUGGAACAUUAUACAAUGGUGACACUCACAUGGAUUAUAUUUGUGCCAGUUGUUCAAUAGACAUGAAGGAGGAAGGAACAGAGGUACUUAGACACAACCUGUGGAAUAGAGUAUUUUUUUUUCACUUCUUGACUUGAUGCUGAGAAAACACAUUUUUAUAAACAGAUAACACAAUGACAUCUGAGAAUGUAGUGAACGCUACCGACUGCAAGGUAAUGCAAAGGAAUCACAUGGUAUGCAAGAAGGGACAAUGAUCUAUUAAACAUGGACUAUGGGAGCUGGACUGACAGCAGUGCCAAAAUGUGUUUAAGUGAUAAACUCGAACCCUUCUGUCAAAAGCAAACCAGUUUAUAACGUAAAAUGUACAUUGUUACAAUAUUUGUGCCGCUGACUCACUCCUCAUUAGUAGCUGAUACUGAGGAGAAAGAACUACUGUGUAAAGACAAACGUACUGUUUAUGUAUGUUGUACUGUAUAUGUUACUACUAGCAGCCUUCUGAUACAUCUUUCUCCAGUGUUGACCAUGUACCAAUGUAUUUGUAGCACCACUGCCUCACAAAUUAAACAAUACGUCCUUCUCCCUCCUUCCCUAUUCUACACGCACAUGUAAAAGUGACGGGGCUCUGAGAGAGACACUAGUUUUUCCCUCCAGUUUUCACUGACAAGUCAGAGGUUUAAAAUGUUUUCUGCAUGAUUACCUUAAUAUGUGUGCUGAAU